AUGUAUGAGUAUGUAGAGCUGAGCAGUGACAAAGAAUAUAAGUUUACACUGAGAAUGACUCUUAGGAGAGUGUAUCACAUUACAGCAUUCAGCUGGUAUGCGUUUAUUGUUAAGAAUCUCAACGAUAAGGAUGGAGAGGAUUUGCCACCAGGAAUCUUUGUUUAUGGAGGACCCUGGAAGUACCUCACUUUUUUGAAUUUGUUAUUGCAAAUGACAUUCUUUGGACUGGCGGCAGUGAAUGAUCUUCAACCUGGGAAAAAGGCUGAGAGUACUCUGAGCAAGUUUAAAGACCUUCUCUUCUCUGUCUUUGCCUUUCCAGUGGGCACGUUCGUUGUUCUACUUUUCUGGGCAAUCUUUGCAUAUGAUAGAGAAUUAGUCUACCCAGCUACCAUCGACGCCUUCUUCCCUCCGUGGAUGAACCACGCUAUGCACACAUUUGUCCUUCCCAUCUUACUUGGAGAGGUGCUGGUGCAGCCUCACGUCUACCCACAGACUAAACAUGCACUGACGGCAUUAGGAAUCGUGGGCUUGGCUUACUUAUCUUGGAUUAUAUGGGUGUACAUGUCAGUCGGGAUUUGGGUCUAUCCUCUUCUUGGGCGCUUCAGUGCUGCUGGUCUGGUGGGCUUCUUCUUUUUUAACAUGUCUGUGGUGAUCUUGCUCUAUCUGCUCGGGAAUGAGCUCAACAGACGGGUCUGGGGUAAGAGGCGUUACGUUUGCCAUAUCAUACCGAAAAAGAAAGGUUUAAAAAAUAACAACAACAACACCAGAAUCUAAUCUGUCUCUUUGCUUAACUCUCUCUUUUGUCUCCUCUCUCCAGAAAAGGACAUGAACAAAAA
Molecule: messenger RNA, 836 nt
Organism: Neolamprologus brichardi
Lineage: Eukaryota; Metazoa; Chordata; Actinopteri; Cichliformes; Cichlidae
Product: androgen-dependent TFPI-regulating protein
Cellular component (GO): membrane; endomembrane system
Source: RefSeq, a predicted model, not a curated record